Molecule: messenger RNA, 195 nt
Organism: Lecanosticta acicola
Lineage: Eukaryota; Fungi; Ascomycota; Dothideomycetes; Mycosphaerellales; Mycosphaerellaceae
Source: the annotation of a GenBank genome assembly
AUGACCGCGUUGGAGGAGUGCCACGCCAAAGGCUUCCUGUGGAAGGCGAUGGGGAUGUGCAGCAACACGAAACGCGAGGUCAACAAAUGCCUACGAGCAGAGCGACUCGAACGUACAGCUGAGAAUCGUGAGCAAGCGAGGAAGAAGCGGGAUCAUAUGAAGAAGAUCUGGGGCGAGAUUGAUGCCAAUUCGUGA